UGCUCGCUUCCGCGGUACCGUCUUCCAACCCAUCGAUCAUCGCGGUCGUCGAUCCUUCCCGCAAGGAUGCAUUCGCCGCCAAUCGCAGAGAAAGAUGGCGCUGCAGCAUCGGUCUCUGCACAGGCGAGGAGGAACACGAUGGAACCGGUCUCAAAAUGGCGAUCGUACCGCCUUCUGCAAGACGACCGUGCUCGCCGUUGCACAUUUCGUUUGCCGGGUUGACUCAGUGGCGGACUCGGCUGAGUCGGGUUCGGACCGGAAGGGAUGGUCAGUUGAGAGUAGGAGCAAGGCCACGAUCGACGAAGAGAUGUCCUCCGAUGGGCGAUGUAGAGGGCAGAGUUCGUCUUUCCGUAAAAAUUUGCUGUAUCUGCUAGUAUGCGUUCGUGGUAAAGGUCGAGAAGAAGAGGUGGGUGUAGGAUCGUUGCCCAACUCCACUGUAGGUCGUCCCAAAGAUGUCGUUUUCAAAACCCGAUGUGUUGUAUCGAAGAGUUGCGGAGUCGUGUAUUGUUGCGAGCCAAAGUGUUGUCGCAACGAAAUGAUGAAAUGAUCCCGUGAACGGUCUUUCUUGCAAGUGUUGG
Molecule: messenger RNA, 578 nt
Organism: Zymoseptoria tritici IPO323
Lineage: Eukaryota; Fungi; Ascomycota; Dothideomycetes; Mycosphaerellales; Mycosphaerellaceae
Exons: 1
Coding region: 95-547 (150 amino acids)
Source: RefSeq, a predicted model, not a curated record